This is a messenger RNA of Dibothriocephalus latus, 436 nucleotides long. NCBI's taxonomy places the organism in Eukaryota, Metazoa, Platyhelminthes, Cestoda, Diphyllobothriidea, Diphyllobothriidae. The record is from the annotation of a GenBank genome assembly.
GAAUGUUUAUUGUCUUAUAUCCGGCUUUAUCCUGGCACGUGAAGUUUUCGUGACCCUCUUCGUUCUCUGCCGUCCGAUUUUGCGGCUUUAUGUUUGGUUUGCUUGGUACACACAAGCCGCAUGGCAGUUCGCGAGGAAGAGACGUGAUUCUAUUCCGGAUCUCAGAGAUUUGACUACCGUUUUAAAUAAUGAUGGGUUGCUUGUUCUGGACAAAAAUCCGGAGUUGCUCGUGAAUAGUACUAAGCCGUGGACAAACGUUUUAUCGCUACAGACGCAAGUCUUUUAUAAGUUUCCUGAAUACGCGAGCUUCAAUUUAGAACACUUAUUUCAUUUUAUGAACCGCCUGGAUGCGCCGACAAGUGGCCUGAUUUGCUUGGCCUACACCCCGAAAAUGGCAAACCUGGUAAAUGAACGUCUUUAUGCACCUGUGUUAUAG